AUGAAUCCAGCCUGCGAUCGAUGCCAUCGGCGGAAAUCCCGGUGCGACAAGGCUGUUCCCUCGUGCGGGCCAUGCAGGAAAGCAGGAGUUGCCUGCAAGUACGUGAACCACACCCGCGACCGCCAGAAAGCGCUCGAGAGACUGCAGCGGCGGAUUCAGCAGCUCGAGGGUGAGAAUCGACUGUUGACGGAGCGUUUGGGAAACCACAGGCCCACCGAGUCUGACAGUGUAAGUCAUCGGCCACCGGAGCCGAUCGAGACGGUGCAAGAGCGCGACGCCCUGAGCAACGAGCUCACAGAGGAAAUCUCCUUCUUGUCCAGUCGCGCCGGGGGAGAGAAUCAAUUCCUGGGGUCGACGAGUGGAGUUCUGCUGGCCAGCCUGGUCGACGCCACUGUACACGCGCCCUCUGGGCCAAGAGUCGAGAGCAGGCCCAUCGCCAGCCCAUUGAAUGGCAUCACGCCAAGUACUGCAGUAGAUGUAUCGCCAGUUCCAGACGAGCGAGUUGCGCGGGCUCUGCACGAUGCGUACUUCGAGCACGACCAUGUACCGUAUCCAUUCCUGCACCGCGCCACUGCUUUGGCGAUUCUGGACAAGACGUACCAGGAUGUCUCUUUCGCUCAAGACGCUUUUUCAUGCUAUUCAUUUAACAUGAUACUCGCCAUAGCUACAGCGAGCGUAUACAAGUUCGACCGCGAGUCGCUGCCUGAUGCAGAGACGUAUCAUCUACGUGCAGCUGAACGCUUGAAUGAGGUCCUGCAGCGAGGCGACACCCAGGCUUUGCAGGCGAUGCUGUUACUGUGUCAGUAUCGCAUGGUCAACUCGGUCCAGGAUACAUCAACCAGUAUGUGGCAUCUUGUUGGCGUUGCAGCGCGCAUGUGUCUAGAACUUGGCCUGCAUCGCGAGCAGGUCUAUCAAGUCCCUAAGCAUAGGGGUGACUCGAGUGUGGUUGUUGCACACGAGAUCCGUCGGCGCUGCUUCUGGUCUGUGAUCGCGAUGGACAGAAUUGUCAGUAUCACCUUGGGGAGGCCGUUAGCCAUUCGCCUUCAAGAUACAGACGUCGCUCUACCCAAUCCAUCUCUGGAUAGCUUAUUGAAUGACACUGCCUCUGACCUCUGCAUAACCGCCCUGUUCAUCCACAUCGUCCGGUACCGUGUCAUCUGCGGCGACAUCAUGUCCGCUCUACACACCGGCUCAACACGCACGCAGACAGACGCCGAGUCCGCUCUACGAGCCCGCGACAACCUCGCCAAUACUCUCGCCCAGUGGCACGCAGAUACAGCAAAUCUAUCCCUGGAAGACGAACCAAGCUCGCAGCCUCAACACCAGUCCAGUUUCCGCACGCCGGAGUGGUACGCAAUGUUAUACUACAACGCCCUUCUCAUGCUGUAUCGUCCGUCGCCAGCAUUAUCAGGAAUAUCAAUGCGCGAUCCCACAGUCCUCCAAAGUAUCUUCGUUGCCGCGAAACAGGCCAUUACGAUCUACGCCCAGCUGCACCGGUGGAAGCGGAUAAACUACACCUGGAUUACUUUACACGCUGUCUUCAUGGCAGGUUUAUCAUACGUCUAUGCAGUUGGUCGGCACUUCCGCUCGCAUAAACGGAAGCAGGGCUCCACAUCUACCCCAGUAGCCUUCCUUGAAUCUGACCCGGCGAUUAUCGAUAUUGUGAACGACUGCAGAACAUGCUCGAAUGUUCUAGUGGCGAUAUCUGAGCGCUGGAAUCUGGCAAAGAACUGCUACGACGUGUUUAAUCGGCUGAGUGACGCGGUUCUCACUGAUGCUGUCGAGUAUCAUACAAAGCCGUCCAGUUCCCAGACCCCUACACGGCUUCCUAUUGAGACAGCAGAUAUGACCUGGGAUAAUGGUUUCAAUGGGCCGUUAGCCGUUGACUCGGUCCUACGUGACUGUCUCGACGACCUGCAGCACUUCCAGCCAUCUGCAUACGGCGAUGACCCCGUCGGCCAGCUCUCUCACGACUGGAUGGGCGAGAUUGAAGGAAUGGGGUUUAAUCUAUUUCUAUGA
Messenger RNA from Aspergillus versicolor CBS 583.65, 2019 nucleotides. RefSeq lists its product as uncharacterized. The coding region runs from base 1 to 2019 and encodes 672 amino acids. Gene Ontology annotation, biological process: DNA-templated transcription; positive regulation of transcription by RNA polymerase II. Gene Ontology annotation, molecular function: sequence-specific DNA binding; zinc ion binding; DNA-binding transcription factor activity, RNA polymerase II-specific. The record is from RefSeq and is a predicted model, not a curated record. Lineage: Eukaryota; Fungi; Ascomycota; Eurotiomycetes; Eurotiales; Aspergillaceae. The transcript is spliced from 3 exons.